CCCACCACAAUGUAUUUUCCCCUUCACAAGUCACCUCUGUCGCACUUCACCAAAACCGCCCGCACGGGAAAAUUUUAGAAUCUUUCCUCUCCAUAUCCCAAAACCACCACCGUCGCCACCCCGGGAUCCUUCUCGCCUCCUCCCCCCCAUCAAAUCCGAUCAAAUUCUCAUCCAGAAAUCCAAAUUCAUCCGGAGGAAAUCCUCACAUCGUCCUCGAUUUCGCGACCGCGCAGAGGAAUCUUGAUUUCUUGUAGCUACUACUGUCCUUGUUUUCUUCUCUUGUAACUUGAGAAGUUCCGGAAUGGCGAUCGAUGACAACGAGAGUUGUGGCAGCCGCGCGGUGGAGCCAUCGUCGCCUAAGCACUCCUGGCAGCAGAGGCAGCGGUUUGAGGUCUUCUCCGAGGUGCUGAGUCGGCUCCGGGAUUCGAACCUUGAUGAAGUGAAACUCCCGGGCUUCGAAGACCAGCUCUGGCUUCAUUUCAAUCGCUUGCCUGCUAGAUAUGUAUUGGAUGUGAAUGUUGAAAGGGCUGAAGAUGUGCUCAUGCAUAAAAGAUUACUGAAUCUAGCUGAGGAUCCGGGAAAAAGACCAGCAUUGGAAGUCCGCCUGGUGCAGGUUCAUCCCGUACACUGUGGAGCUUCACAAGAUUCCAUUGAUACAGUUUCUACUAUAAAAGAUGAACUCCCAAGUUUGCACCCCCCUCCAACAUUUGGCUCCUCACCUAAUCUUCAAGCCCUUGAACUCCAUGAUGAAAAAGCUCAUGUCAGUGAUGUAGAGAGUGAUAUCAAUUCAACUUCACGGACACACAGGCAUAUGCAUGAGAUCACUUUUUCAACUGUUGACAAGCCAAAGCUUCUGGCUCAGUUAACUUCUAUACUUUCCGAGGUUGGACUCAACAUUGAAGAAGCUCAUGUAUUUUCAACUACAGAUGGAUUCUCCUUGGACGUCUUUGUAGUUGACGGCUGGCCUUAUGAGGAAACUGAGAUGCUAAGGGGUGAGAUUAAAAAGAAAAUACUGAAGAUUAAGGAGCAGCCACAACUCAUCCCGACCCCUACUGAUAAUCCUUGCCAAACAUCAUCUGAAUCUAACUCUAUUGGAUGUGUAAAGAUACCCACGGAUGGAACUGAUGAUUGGGAAAUUGAUGCAUGCAAGUUGAAAUUUGAAAACAAAGUUGCUUCUGGUACAUUUGGAGAUCUAUAUAAAGGUACAUAUUGUAGUCAGGAUGUGGCCAUUAAAGUCCUUAAGGCAGAUUUGAGUACGGAUAUGUUAAAAGAGUUCUCUCAGGAGGUCUACAUCAUGAGAAAAAUCCGACACAAAAAUGUCGUCCAAUUUAUAGGGGCAUGUACACGGCAGCCAAACUUGUGCAUUGUGACUGAGUUCAUGUCAAGAGGAAGUGUGUAUAAUUUUUUGCACAAGCAAAAAGGAACGUUUAAGCUUCAUAGUCUACUCAAGGUUGCAAUUGAUGUUUCAAAAGGAAUGAGCUAUCUUCACCAAAAUAAAAUAAUUCACAGGGAUUUGAAGACUGCCAAUCUUUUGAUGGAUGAGCAUGGAGUAAGUUGCUUAUUAUGCAUGUUAACUGCGCCUGUUCUUUGUAAAUAUGAAUUCAUCACAGCAUGUUGAAUAUUUCAAGAUAUGACUGGGGAAAAUAUGUUCUUGGUUAGCGGUGGCAGACACAUUUGGUCUUUCUCAUUCUUUAAAGAGGAAAAUGGUAGGCUAUGUGUGGUGCUCAGAAAAUGGUAUGUGAAGGGGGAAAACUACCAUGGUAUGUAAAGGGGGGAACUACUGAGCAUUUUUCAAUUUUGGAUAUGGGUUUUAAAAUACAAAGCAUGAACAAAAAUGAAUAUGAUACGAGCUUCUUAAACUUGCAUAUAUUUUUAUUUCUCAGUCUUUAUAUGAUUGAAAUAUAUAAAUAGAAUGACUUUGAAAAAUAUGGACUUUGAACAAAUCAUAGUUAUCAAGGCGUCGCCUAGGCAUCCUGGCGGUCAGCUCCUCUCGCCAUGGUGUAUCGCCUUGCCUUAUUUCGCAUCCCCCUCGCGUAGCCUCGCCUUGCUGUCUAGGCAUCGCCUUUUGAACAUCCUUUUUGCCUUAUAGUCAGUAUACUCUGUAU
Molecule: messenger RNA, 2105 nt
Organism: Cuscuta campestris
Lineage: Eukaryota; Viridiplantae; Streptophyta; Magnoliopsida; Solanales; Convolvulaceae
Source: the annotation of a GenBank genome assembly